Erythranthe guttata (spotted monkey flower) is the source of this 1421-nucleotide messenger RNA. Its product is annotated as plant viral-response family protein (DUF716). The record is from RefSeq and is a predicted model, not a curated record. Lineage: Eukaryota; Viridiplantae; Streptophyta; Magnoliopsida; Lamiales; Phrymaceae.
UUGUAUUUUAGUGGAUUUUGUUUAUUCUUCCGAUGUGGCAUAAUCUCCAAAUUCAUUCUACUUAAUAUAAGAAAAAGUACCCAAAGAAAAACCCUACACCAUUUUCAACUCUCAAACAAUUGAAUUCGCAGGACGCCUUCCGCCAUUGUUGUUGUUGUUGUUGUUUGAUUAAUUGAAUAUAACUUAAAAUUUCAACUCUCAAUAAAUCAGAGAAUCAAAAUGGCAGCCCUAAUUUACCAGAUAUUCUCAUCGUCGGCGAUGUUGUCGCAGGGUAUUUACCACCUUAUCUGCACAACCAAGAACCAGCUCAAAUCUCCCCGCGAUUAUGUGGCCAAACCCUAUCAUCCAUUCCCUCCUAACAGCAGCCACCGCUUCCUCCGCCAUUUGCAGCUGUAUCUCAUCCUCAUCUGCCUCUUCAUCGCCUUCAUACACCAGCUCAUCGUCUCCUCCUACGCCGAUCCCCUUCUCAAAGGUCGCACACCUGUCCAUCUCUUUACCUCUCUCCAGUCCGCCGCCAUACUCUUCUCAUUCCUCCUCCUCUCCGUCGCCCUCCUCCUAUCCGAUGCCACCUCCCUUCUCCCUCUACCCCACGAUCUUUUCUUCGCCCUAGCAUCCUCCCUCUUUUUCCUACAAUACUCCCUCUCCUCCUCCUCCGCCGCCGUCCAGACCUCCGAUCUCCAAGCCAAGUGCGACUCCAUCUCCGCCUGCAUCUCGGCCCUCUCCUCCGUCUUAUGCCUUGCACUAGCUUGCUGUCCCAGGCUGUUCGUGGCUGAUGUGGCACUAGGUGCCUCAUUCUGCUUGCAGGGACUAUGGGCUAUGCAGACUGGUCUAUCCCUCUAUGUCGAUGCCUUCAUCCCAGAGGGCUGCCACAAGCUGUUGGACGUGGUAACCGGUGUUGAGGGAUCCACAAAGUGCGAUUUGGAAGACUCCAAGCUCAGGGCAGAGGCCAUCCUGGAUCUCAUAUUUGUCCUACACGUCCUUUUUGUGCUCCUUAUCUUCUUGGUGCUGUACAUUGCUCUUGCCAAGACUCUGGGUAUCCGCAGCAGAUUCGGUUCCUAUGAAGCCUUGCCCAAUACUGCUUCCACCACCGCCGCCACUGUUGAUUCUAAUCACAUUCAAUUGAAGGCUAUGGCUGGCACUCAGGCCUAGCUAUCUUUCUUGUUUGUUAGGUAUCUCUGCUCUUGGCUUCCUUAUUUACUCAGCUGCUCUGAAUUAUUACUUGCUGUAUGGGACUAUUGUAUCUGAUAUGUGAAUGUAGCGGGAAAGAAAAUUGAGCUUGCUCGGAUAUCAAAGUAAAGUCAUUAUGAAUGAAUCCCUCAGAUUGAUUGAUGUUGAACAUUUUUUUGCGUAUGAAUUUCAUUGAUUCGGGGCAAUGGAGUUUUGCACCUACCGCCUUACCAUUUAUUAUUUUGAUGUGGUUA